AUGCCAAAAACAACACAAAAGAAAUAUAUUACAAAUCAAUUAAUACAAACACUUGUAGAGGAAUUGGAAGAGGGACAAUUUGUUGCAAAAAUUUUGGCUUCAAGAGGAAAUAAUUUACACGAAGUGGAGAGCUUUAAUGGAGAAAAUUUUUUGGUAAGUAUGCCUUCAAGAUUUCGUCGAACACUUUGGGUUCGACGUGGAAAUUUUAUCAUUGUCCAGCCAAUAGAAGAAGGAGACAAAGUUAAAGCAGAAAUUGUGCAUGUUUUGGAUAUCGAAAAUAUUUCUAAUUUAAUUGAAAAAGGCAAAUGGCCAGAAAGAUUUUUACAAGAAGGAGAAUUAUUAACUAAGAGACGAAAGAAAUUCGAUGAAAAUGGAAAAGAAGAGGAUGAGGAUUCGAGUAUGUUCCCUCCAACAUCUUCAGAAGAGGACGAGGAUGAUAAUGAGGCGGAUGAAGGUUUCUUUAAUUUUUUAAAGUCCUCAAUUGCUUUCAAUUUACUUUUUCUGCGUUCUAAAUAUUUUUACAUGGUGUAUUGUAGGGUUGUUCCCCGAUGGCGGGUGGAGGAGAACUGUUCAGGGAGACAGCGCUACGGAGGAGGGGGGGGGGGUCUCUCAAGUUCCCCGACUUUCGGGAACUGGGAACAACCCUAA
This is a messenger RNA of Meloidogyne enterolobii, 648 nucleotides long. The record is from the annotation of a GenBank genome assembly. NCBI's taxonomy places the organism in Eukaryota, Metazoa, Nematoda, Chromadorea, Rhabditida, Meloidogynidae.